This is a messenger RNA of Erigeron canadensis, 1803 nucleotides long. RefSeq lists its product as uncharacterized. The coding region runs from base 70 to 1599 and encodes 509 amino acids. The record is from RefSeq and is a predicted model, not a curated record. NCBI's taxonomy places the organism in Eukaryota, Viridiplantae, Streptophyta, Magnoliopsida, Asterales, Asteraceae. The transcript is spliced from 2 exons.
UACACUCACACACCUCUCAUUUCUAGAUCCAAAACAACAAAAAACUUACACUAUAAUAACAAAGUUAUAAUGGGAAUGUUAAGUGAGUCGUUGUGUUUUUGUAAUGGAAUUUGUAAAUCAGAAAAAACUAAGUCUUCCAUUUUCUCCGGCAAAGCUCCGUCAAUGGUCCGAAUUUCCUCCGGUACCGGCGUCGGCACCGGGUCUCUUAUCCAUAAAAACCUUUUGCUCACAACUCAUACCGUCCUUCCGUCGUUAUCCGCCGCUGAAGCUGCUGAUAUUCACCUUCAAAACGGCGCCGUUGCUUCCCUUUCUCCUCACAGGUUCUUCAUUACUAGUUCAGUCCUUGACCUAACCAUAGUGGGUGUAGAUGUUAUGGAUGGAGACUCAAAUGUAUCUGGCCAGCAGUCUUCUUAUUUAAAAACGUGUACUAAACCAAAUCUAGAGCUUGGUAGUAUGGUAUACCUUUUAGGCUACACAGACAAAAACGAGCUAACAGUUGGUGAAGGAAAAGUGGUUAUAGCCACAGACAACCUCAUAAAGGUGAGCCCUGAUGGUCAAUCCUGGAGCCCUGGUUCAGCCGGCUUUGAUGUACAAGGUAAUCUUUCUUUUAUGAUUUGUGACCCUAUGAAGCUUGCCACAUCACCAACUGUGAAAUCAACAUCAACGUCAACAUCAUCUACCACUUCCUCUUGGAAAAAGAACCCUCCAAUGCAAUUUGGUAUUCCGAUUUAUAUAAUUUAUGAUUGGUUAAACCAGCACUGGGAAGGUAGCCUCGAUGAUUUGGUUAACAAACCAAAAUUACCUAUUAUUAGGCUGAUGUCCAGUGGCCAAAAAAGUGAACACUCAUGUUCUUCGUUCACUAAAAGACGGAUUUUCAAGACCAUUGAAGACGAAGACGAAAAUCAACCUGGACCAAGCUCAUCACUGAUAGUCGAUAGCUGUCAUGAUGAAACACCAGCCAUCAAUCAACAUCAUACAAAUACGACUCAUGUGCAGGGAAUCCCAGCUCCUGAGAUAUAUGAAUCACGGAAGUUGACCUCAGGCCCAUUUAGAAAAACGGAAAACACCCAAGUACAGCUGUUGGAUAUAAACUUCCCACUUAGGAUUAGAAAGAAAGAAGUUCCUUCAACUAAUAUAGAAAAGGUAGAGUCAAAUCUGAUAGCCGAAGCUGAGAUUGAUUCCACCAGUUCUGUAAACGGGGCCCAAAGUGAGGUACAGUCGUGUGCAUCCCCGGUUGAGUUACCUCAAGUUCAAAAUGGGUAUAUCAGUGAAGGAGAGACCACAAUGUACUCUGCAGAAACUGCUGAGAGCCGUAAUAUCCCGAGUCCAAAAGAAGGAAGGUAUUAUCAGCAGCAGGUUGGGAGGAGCCAAAGCUGCGUAAGUUAUAGCAGAUGGGGUUCAGGAUCAGGGUUGGUCCAGAGGACCCCGAUUGCCCGAAGAGGUACAUAUGGUUAUUCACAAGGUACAACUUCUCAAAGGAGUAAUGACUAUUAUAGCCCUACUGUGUCGUCGAUUAUGAAGAAACAGAACAAUUCUGAACGACAGCCUAAUAGGCCUCGGCCUAAUGCAACUCGUUCGUCUCCAAAAUGGACGUUUUAGCCUUGAUUUGAGGUAAUCUGUAUCAUCUUACUUGUUCUGUCUCAAUUUUUGUAAAAUGUAACUAUAUCCACAGGGCCUAAAUGUGCAGUUAAGUUUGAAGCUAAAUCACAAAGAAUCCCAAUUUUUUAUUUUAUUUUAUAGGUUUGUAUGAAUCUGAAUUAAGAAUGAACAUUUGAAAGUUAGAAAGCCCAUCUUUUCUUUCCC